Molecule: messenger RNA, 572 nt
Organism: Cutaneotrichosporon oleaginosum
Lineage: Eukaryota; Fungi; Basidiomycota; Tremellomycetes; Trichosporonales; Trichosporonaceae
Source: RefSeq, a predicted model, not a curated record
GCCGUCGACCCCAACGUCCAGCAGCAGCAGCAGCAGCAGGGCGGCAUGGGCGGCAUGGGUGGCAUGGGCCAGCAGCAGCCCCAGGCCGGCCAGGCUACCGGCCAGAUGGACGCUCUUGGUGAGUUCUCCUUUAUCUGUUUCUCUUCGCGGCGUGAAUGCUCUCGAGUGAUCCGGGGGAUGGAGUGUCCACCCCUCCUCCUGGCCUUGCCGGCUCUCGCUCUCCCACUCGCAUCGUUUCUCGCCUCCCUGCAAAGCUUGGCAUCCCCUCUGGUUGAGCUCAGCGCCUCGCUUUGCUUGUAGCCACCUCCACUUUCCCCUCCACCACCACCUCCACACUUCUUUUCCACAUCGUCAACCUCCCCAAUCGUUCACAUCCCCCGUCCGUAGCCCCAUCUUCCGGCUACAUCCUCAAGCAUGGAACUAACGAAACCAGACAAGGGUGUCGACGCCGUGCUUGGCAAGUUGGGCUACAAGCAGGACACUGCCACCAACGAGCGCAUCUCGGACGGUGUCCGCUCGGCCUUCAAGUCGGCCACCGGCAAGGACAUCCCCAUCCAGGACAAGCAGUAAAA